AUGAGCCGAUCACACCUUCAUCCCAUUCCACUCCAGUCUGUGGGCUCCCAGGAUGCCCCAGUUCUCCUACCACGGCCACUGGCUGUUCCCCAGAAUUCCUCUUCCCACACUUGGGCCUCUCCAUGUGGGCCUCCCACCUGGGGCCUCAGCUGUCUUCUGGCUCUGCAGCAUUUCCUGGUCCUGGCUUCUCUGCUCUGUGCCUCCCACCUGCUCCUGCUUCGUAGUCUUCCCCCAGGAGGACUCUCUUACCCCGCUGCUCAGCUCCUGGCCUCCAGUUUCUUUUCAUGUGGUGUGUCUACAGUCCUACAAACUGGGAUGGGCAGCAGGCUGCCUCUUGUCCAGGCUCCAUCCUUAGAGUUCCUUAUCCCUGCUCUGGUGCUGACCAGCCAAAAGCUACCUCUGCCCAUCCAGACACCUGGAAAUAGUGAGUACAGAGCAAGGGUGAUGAGCUCCGUUGUGUUGCACCUGUGUAGGAGGCCUGGCUGCCACAGCCUGGAGCUCUGGAACACUUCUCUUCGAGAGGUUUCAGGGGCAGUGGUGGUAUCUGGGCUGCUGCAAGGCAUGCUGGGGCUGCUAGGGGCCCCUGGACGCCUGUUCCUACACUGUGGGCCCCUGGUGCUGGCCCCCAGCCUGGUUGUGGCAGGGCUCUCUGCCCACAGGGAGGUGGCCCAAUUCUGCUCUGCUCACUGGGGCCUGGCCUUGCUGCUUAUCCUGCUCAUGGUGGUCUGUUCUCAGCACCUGGGCUCCUUCCAGGUACCCCCAUGUCCCUGGAGGCCAACUUCAACCUCUUCAACUCAUAUUCAUGUCCCUGCCUUUCGGUUCCUCUCGGUGCUGAUCCCUGUGGCCUGUGUGUGGGUCGUUUCUGYCCUCCUGGGUCUCAGCAUCAUCCCCCUGCAGCUGUCUGCCCCCACCAAGGCACCAUGGUUUUGGCUGCCUCACCCAGGAGAAUGGGAAUGGCCCUUGCUGACACCCAGGGCUCUGACUGCAGGCAUCUCUAUGGCCCUGGCAGCCUCCACCAGUUCCCUGGGCUGCUAUGCUCUGUGUGGUCAGCUGCUGCACUUGCCUCCUCCACCUCCACAUGCUUGCAAUCGAGGGCUGAGCCUGGAGGGGCUGGGCAGUGUGCUGGCUGGGCUGCUGGGGAGCCCCAUGGGCACAGCAUCCAGCUUCCCUAAUGUGGGCACAGUGAGUCUUUUCCAGGCUGGAUCUCAGAGAGUGACCCACAUAGUGGGGCUGCUCUGCAUGGGGCUUGGGCUCUCCCCUAGGCUGGCUCAGUUCCUCACUACAAUCCCGCUGCCUGUGCUUGGUGGAGUACUAGGGGUGACCCAGGCUGUGGUUCUGUCUGCUGGAUUCUCCAGUUUCCACCUAGCUGACAUUGACUCUGGACGGAAUGUCUUCAUUGUGGGCUUUUCCAUCUUUAUGGCCCUGCUGCUGCCAAGAUGGCUUCGGGAAGCCCUAGUCCCACUUAACACAGGCUGGAGCUCCCUGGAUGUGUUACUGCGCUCUCUGCUGGCAGAGCCCAUCUUUCUGGCUGGACUCAUGGGCUUUCUUCUAGAGAACACUAUUUCUGGUACAAGGCUUGAGCGGGGCCUCAGUCAAGGGUUGCUAUCUUCUUUUGUUGCCCAAGAGGCUCAAAUGUCUCAGAAGUCCAGGGAGAAGGCUGCUCAAGAGUAUGGGCUUCCUUUCCCCAUUCAAGACAUGUGUCCCUGCAUUCCCCAGCCCCUUCAUUUCCUCUGUCCAAUGCCUGAAGACCUUGGGGAUGAGGAAGGAGGGCCAUCUGAGCCAGGAGAGACCGCAGACUUGUUGCCUGGCUGURGGGAGUCAUGCCCUGCAUCUAGCAGAGAAGGACUUAGGUCAAAGUAA
Urocitellus parryii (Arctic ground squirrel) is the source of this 1860-nucleotide messenger RNA. RefSeq names its product solute carrier family 23 member 3 (gene Slc23a3). The record is from RefSeq and is a predicted model, not a curated record. Gene Ontology annotation, molecular function: transmembrane transporter activity. NCBI's taxonomy places the organism in Eukaryota, Metazoa, Chordata, Mammalia, Rodentia, Sciuridae. Gene Ontology annotation, biological process: transmembrane transport. Gene Ontology annotation, cellular component: membrane.